UCAGUUGAUUGGACAUGAUUAGGAAAGGUACAUACCUGUUUAUAUAAGGCCCCACAGUGCAUGUCAGAGUGCAAACACCAAUAAUGAAGUCAAAGUAACUGCCUGUAGAUCUGAGACAGGAUUGUCUUGAGGCACAAAUCUGGGGAAGGAUACCGAACAAUUUCUGCUGCUUUGAAAGUCCCAUUGAGCACAGAGGCACAGUAGCAAUUUUGUAGUGGUGGCCACUGCCCUGGAGGUCAAUCUGAGAGGUCCUAUUCAGAUUAUUCCCUGCACUUGGACCUUCAUUCAAACCUUCACGAUAUUGUGACUUCAAACAAAUCAUCCGGGACUGCUUCCUUCAGUCAAAUUUCCACGUGAUGUUUUUUACAAUCUAAAAACGAAAACUAAAAAAAUUCAGAUUUUCCUUGCAGAUCUGCAUUUGGUAUUCAAAUAAAGUAAGAGUGGGUGAGACUUUUUCGUUUUGAUCCAGUUUUAGCCAUGUCCAGGUGUUACAGGUAAGGCCAUGGAAUAAAGAAAGAACAAGACUGUGCAACAAAAGUUAAGCAUUUAGUCUUUGUGAUGUAUUUAAUGUUUUUUGUACUUGAAUAGGGAAAAAAUAUUUGCCUGUGUGAGUUUUGCAAGGUAAAAGGUUCAUAUUAAAAAACAUUUCCACAAAAUAUACUCAUAGCAGAUGAGCUAUCUGGCCUCUGCUGCCUUUUUCCAAGUUGGAAAAAUGUGUGGUAUUCAGCAGGCAUUUUAGAGUACAGAGGUAAGAGAGAUGUUGCUUUUCCUAUUUUUGUUCUAAACGAGAGAAGCAUGAAUGCACAACUAAAACUCUGGCUCCCAAUUAUUCUGGGACUUUGGCUUGAUCAAGUGCUGCAUGCAGGCAUAGGUCCAGAUCCUGCAACGGCUGCCUCGUCUCUCUCUGAUGGAAACUUGAUGUUUGAGUUUUUGCUGGGUGGGGUGAAGAUAAACCCGGAUAACAACGUGUUCCUGCUUGACGAGGAGCUGGCAUCGAUGAGGAAAGGGCGGGAAUUCCUGUCUCAGAUCAAUGACGGCAUUCCAAAACAUCAGAGCUCAAUGGAGCUUAUGGUACAAAGACUGGAGGCUCGACAGAAGACGCCUCUGACUCAGGAACAGUUUAAGAACCUGGUUCUGAGCAUGGUGUACGCUGCUCUGCAGGCUGGGGUACAGAGGAGCAAAGAGGAGCGAGAAGCCUGGGGUGGAGUGCUCCUCCAGCUGGCAAACGUCACCGCCUACGAAUUACGGGGAGGUUUUCUCUUCAAUUAUACUUAAAGAAACCAUCAAGGUGUGUGCAUUUUUUUUUUGCAGGCUUGGAUCUUAAAAUUAUAUAUAUAUGCAAAGAUUUUCCAACGAAAUAACCAACAAUGUAUGAAUAAGGAUAUUUAUUGUUUUACAGUAGAAAAAGUGCUGGGAAAAUGUACACAGCCCUUUAAAUAUAAAUGGUUCAUAUAAAA
This is a messenger RNA of Girardinichthys multiradiatus, 1457 nucleotides long. Its product is annotated as protein FAM180A. The transcript has 3 exons. Bases 796 to 1275 code for a protein of 159 amino acids. Lineage: Eukaryota; Metazoa; Chordata; Actinopteri; Cyprinodontiformes; Goodeidae. The record is from RefSeq and is a predicted model, not a curated record.